AUGAAGUUCUGUGCUGCAAUUCUUAGCAGCACGCUUCUCGCGACUGCUGCUUUUGCUGCGCCCUUGACUGCUAAACGUCAAGCCCGCUAUGAAGCUCGCCGUUUGGCUCGCGCCGAAGCGGGUGUGACAGAGCGCCAUAGCAAUCCUCCGUUCAAACCUGAGAGUCACGAGGUUCUUAACCUCAACGAGACCGCCCACGAGGAGUACAGUUCCAACUGGGCUGGCGCCGUUCUCAUAGGCUCCGGCUAUUCUGCGGUUACCGGUCAAUUCACGGUCCCAACUCCCAAGGUCCCUAGCGGCAGUAGCAGCAGCGGAACAUACUCUGCUUCUGCCUGGGUUGGUAUCGACGGUGACACCUGGGGAAACGCAAUCCUCCAGACCGGCGUUGACUUUACAAUCACGAAUGGCAAGGUCAGCUACGAUGCCUGGUACGAGUGGUACCCUGACUACGCCUACGACUUUACUAGUAUCCCCAUCUCCGCUGGGGAUGUCAUCAAAGUCACCGUGACUGCUGCUUCCAAGUCCUCCGGUACUGCGGUUAUCGAGAAUGUUACCACUGGCAAGACUGUUUCUCACACAUUCUCCUCUGGUAGCACCCAAGGCAGCCUAGGCGAGGUUAAUGCUGAGUGGAUCGUUGAGGACUUCGAGUCUGGUGGUUCUCUUGUGGAAUUCGCCAACUUUGGGACUGUCACUUUUACUGGGGCUCAGGCGACUGACAAUGGUUCGAAGGUCGGGCCUUCUGGUGCCACUCUCAUUGACAUUCAGCAGAACGGCAAGGUUCUUACUUCCAGCUCUGUCACCUCCAACAGUGUCAAGGUCAGCUACGUCUAA
This is a messenger RNA of Penicillium daleae, 831 nucleotides long. Its product is annotated as A4/G1 family peptidase. The record is from RefSeq and is a predicted model, not a curated record. Gene Ontology annotation, biological process: proteolysis. The transcript has a single exon. Bases 1 to 831 code for a protein of 276 amino acids. Lineage: Eukaryota; Fungi; Ascomycota; Eurotiomycetes; Eurotiales; Aspergillaceae. Gene Ontology annotation, molecular function: glutamic-type endopeptidase activity.